This is a messenger RNA of Hippocampus zosterae (dwarf seahorse), 1981 nucleotides long. Its product is annotated as 4F2 cell-surface antigen heavy chain. NCBI's taxonomy places the organism in Eukaryota, Metazoa, Chordata, Actinopteri, Syngnathiformes, Syngnathidae. Bases 425 to 1900 code for a protein of 491 amino acids. The transcript is spliced from 10 exons. Gene Ontology annotation, biological process: amino acid transport. The record is from RefSeq and is a predicted model, not a curated record.
ACCAAAGAAUGUUUUUUUUUAAAAUACAAGCAUUUAUAUUUUUGGGGGGGGGGGUUUUGUGGCAGAGGAACAAAUUAAUAGCUUUUGGUCUUUCCAUUCAAUUCAAUGAAGAAAGAAAACAAAAAGUCUCCAUUUCAAUCACUCUUUUGAAUCAUAAAAGCUCCAUCCAAAUACAUCUGUGUCUGACAGACAUACAAAUGAGAGGUUGAAAGCACACACGAAGGUCUUUGUCAUGUGUCUUCAGAAUGUGUUGUAAGGGUGCGUGGUGAGGAUCGGCACCUGUGUAUUAAAUGACUCAGCAGAACCUUUAUUGGACAGAUGUUCCUUCUCAUGUCCUCACUCCACAAAAGUCAGGACGCGAGACCUCACGCACGCAAAAAUUCUACAACAGGACGACCGAAAGAACAGAGAAAAGCCCAGCGCCAUGCCCCUGAACGUCGGAGACACCGGCUACGGCAGUGUGGCCGACCCGGGCUCGGCCAGCGGGGCCGCCGGCUCCUCGGAGACGGCCGCCCUGCUCGUCCCAGAGUUCGGAGAGGAGGGACAGCAGGAGUGGCGGCCCAUGAGCAAGGAGGAGCUGGAGGAGUCAGCGGGCGGGCCCGGCUGGAGAAGAGUCCGCUGCUACCUGGUGGUGCUCUUCUGGCUGGCGUGGCUGGCCAUGCUGGCUAUCUCCGUGGCCAUCAUCGUCACCAGCCCGCGGCCCGUCGCGACCCCGCUAACUUGGUGGCAGAAGUCGGUCUUUUUACAGCUGCAGUCCGACCUUUUCGCUGGGACGCCUUCUGAGAGCUCAGGGGCCGUCGACGUCCUGUGUGAUCAGCUUCCCUACCUCAAGUCUUUGGGAAUCAGUGCUCUCAUCCUGAAGGGGUUGUUUGAUUCGUCAAACACAACUGAGAGCGGGGAGCGCUCGGGAACGUUGCCGCAGGUUCAGCGUCUGCUUGGCGCGACUGAAAAUGCAGGCCUCAAAGUGGUAUUGGAUGUAUGCGAUGUCCAGCUUUUUGGGGCUCGUGAAGACUUGGAGAGUCAAGUAGCUUGGAACGCCACACAGCGUGCACUUCGUUUCUGGUUGGGUCAAGGCGUGGCAGGAUUCUCCAUGUGUGACACAGAUGCAUCGUAUACAGAAAAGUCUCUGAUGCUGUGGAAAGGGGUCUUGGAGGAGUUCAGUGAAAAAGAUGAAGAAAGGAUUGUUGUGGUCAACCAAACACAAGAGCACCUUCCACCCCUGGUAGUCUCCGGCCAGCAGCUUAACGUCACCUUGGUGGAUGUGGUUCUGAGGUCCGUGCUCCCCGACUCGCCCCGCCUGCUGUCAGCCCGCCAGGUGGCUGAUGCCAUCGAGACUCACCUGCAGACGCCUAAAGACACGUGGCUCGGUUGGAUGGUUGGAGGCAAAGCAUCUUAUGAUUUGAGGAGGCUGCUGUUGGUGUUGCUCAUGACGCUGCCAGGAACACCUGUGGUCCAGUAUGACCAAUUGUACCCCGCACAGGGAGAAAAUGGCAGCGAAUUCUCAGACUUCACCGAUAAAUACAAGUUGAGGCAUUCCAAUGUGGCCCUGUUCAGAUCACUGAGUCACAACCGAGCUCGAGAAGAAGCUCUCGUCUUUGGAAGCUUCACUUUCCUCCCCUUCAAUACUUCCUCCAAUGCCACUCUGUCUUCUCACUCCUCCUCGCCGCCUCUCCUGGCUUUCCUGCGCUCGUGGGGCUGUGUCCACUUCCUGGUCCUACUCAACGUUGGGUCCGAGCCCCUUGGCCUGGAUCCCACCUGGGCUCCAAGCCUGCCCGAGGCCGGCGUUUUCGUAGCCAGUACGGCGUUGCACCGCCUGGGCGCUGUCAACCUUGACACGCUGGUGCUGCAGCCCUGUGAAGCCGUGGUUGUCAAACUGUUUGAACCUGGAAGCUACUCAUAAUACACACGUGAAUUUAAAAAAAAACGUUUUUGUCAAUGUGAUGGGUGCUAUUGAAUGUAAAAUAAAAGGAUCACAUCAUUA